Molecule: messenger RNA, 2261 nt
Organism: Capsaspora owczarzaki ATCC 30864
Lineage: Eukaryota; Filasterea; Ministeriida; Capsasporidae
Product: glycyl-tRNA synthetase
Exons: 12
Coding region: 27-2177 (716 amino acids)
Biological process (GO): mitochondrial glycyl-tRNA aminoacylation
Cellular component (GO): mitochondrion; cytoplasm
Molecular function (GO): glycine-tRNA ligase activity; ATP binding
Source: RefSeq, a predicted model, not a curated record
CAUUUUUUUGUUCAACACGCACAAAUAUGGCAUCGACUGCCGAAGCUGAGAUCGAAGCUCUGCGCAAACUUGUCGUCCAGCAGGGCGACCUCGUCCGCGACAUGAAGAGCAAGGGCGCCACGAAGCAAGAGCUUGCCAAGGCCGUCGCCGAGCUCAAGCUGCGCAAGGCCGCUCUCGAUGAGAAGGAGGCACUGUUGUCGCCGCCAGAGCCCGUCUUCAACCGCACUGCGUUCGACAAGGUCAUGAAGCGCCGCUUCUUCUGGACGCCUUCGUUCCAGAUUUACAAUGGUGUUGCGGGUCUGUACGACUACGGUCCGACCGGCUGUGCCAUCAAGGCCAACCUGCUGAGCCUCUGGCGCAGCCACUUUGUCUUUGAAGAGCAAAUGCUUGAGGUUGAUUGCUCCAUGCUCACCAUCGAGCCCGUUUUGAAAGCUUCCGGCCACGUCGCGCGCUUUACCGAUUUGCUCGUGUCGGACGUCCAGGACUCGACUCAAUGCUUCCGCGCCGAUCACUUGCUCGAGGCUCAUCUCGAGAAGCUCAUUGCCGCCAACCAAGACCCUUCGCUCCUUCCCGAGUACCAGAAGGUGUUGACUGAGUUGGACAACUUCAGCAAGGAGGAGAUUGGUGGCUACAUGCGAAAGUACGGCGUUCGCGCGCCCGAAACCGGCCACGAGCUGACCGACCCCGUCGAGUUCAACCUCAUGUUUCCGACCUCCAUCGGCCCCAACAGCUUGAUCAAGGGUUACCUCCGCCCCGAAACAGCUCAGGGCAUCUUUGUCAACUUCCGCAAGUUGCUUGACUUUAACAACAACAAGCUGCCCUUCGCCGCCGCCCAGAUCGGUUCGUCGUUCCGUAACGAGAUUUCCCCGCGCGCUGGUCUUUUGCGCGUUCGCGAGUUCACCAUGGCCGAGAUUGAGCACUUUGUGCAUCCCGAGAAGAAGGACCACCCCAAGUUCGCCUCUGUGGCCGACCUUGGCGUCCUGCUCUACUCGCGCGAGGACCAGCUCUCUGGUCGCAACCCGUCGCGCGUCAAGCUCGGCGACGCCAUCAAGAACGGCACGAUCGACAACCAGACGCUCGGCUACUUUAUUGGCCGUAUCUACCUGUUCAUGACCAAGAUUGGCAUCAAGGACGCCAAGCUGCGAUUCCGUCAACACAUGCCCAACGAGAUGGCGCACUACGCCAGCGACUGCUGGGACGCCGAGUGCAAGACCUCUUUCGGCUGGGUUGAAUGCAUUGGCUGCGCUGACCGCUCUGCCUACGAUCUUUCGCAACACUCUGAGGCGUCGGGCACCACUCUGAACGCUCAGCUGACUCUUGACACCCCCGUCAUUGAGGAGUACAUUGACGUCCUUCCCGACGCAUCUGCCUUUGGCAAGCUCUUCCGCAAGGAUGCCGAGGGUAUUCUCAAGUACCUGCGCGAUCUCCAAGUCAACAACCCCUGCCAGCUGGAGGAGCUGUCCAAGAAGCUUGAGGCAGACAAGAAGAUCAACCUCUCGCUCAUUCUCGAGUUCAACGACAAGGGUAAGAUUGAGAAGGCCGUUUCUGGCGACGGCCCCGGCUCGAAGCAGUUUGAGAUCCCUGCCAACCUCCUGCAACUCAAGCCCUCCAAGCGUGAAGUUUUCGUUAAGGAUUACACCCCGAACGUCAUUGAGCCCUCGUUCGGCAUUGGUCGCAUCAUCUACUCGCUUCUCGAGCACAACUUCUCGACCCCUGAUGAUGGCAAGCCUCAAAAGGAGAAGGCCCCUGCCGCCAAGGGCAAGGCUCCUGCUGACGACGAUGACAAGGACUGCAUUCUCUCGCUCCCUGCAUGCAUUGCACCCUACAAGUGCGUGAUUCUUCCUUUGAGCAACAACCCCGACUUGGUCAAGCUGGCCAAGACUGCUGCCGAUGCGUUCAACGCUAUGGACGUCUCGUACAAGGUCGACGAUUCGAGCGCGUCCAUUGGUCGCCGUUACGCCCGCACCGACGAGAUUGGUGUUCCGUUCGGCGUGACCAUUGACUUUGACACUGUCAAGAACAGCUCUGUGACCCUUCGCGAGCGCGACUCCAAGGGCCAAGUCCGUCUGAGCAUGACCGAGGCUGCCGAGACUGUCAAGCGCCUGGCCAACAACACUCUGACCUGGGCUGACGUGCUUGCCAAGUUCCCCAAGUUUGAGGGCCAGCAACAAGCUUAAAAAGUAGUUUGGUCGGUCGUUUUGGGAUUUUUUGAGCGUUGUGCAACUAUUUUUUUGUAUUAUCAUACAGCAUUUUUGGUGCCA